ACAGAACUCCUUAUAUCUAGUAGGUGGUUGUACUAAGAUGUAGUAUACUAUCCCCAAUAUUGUACGUAGCAUUCGAGAUCAUGUUUUACUCAUUUUAAUAUCCAUUUAUUCGAAAAAAAUGAAAAUAAUUCCGUUGGGAACUGCGAUAGUGCUUAUUAUUUCAUUUAACAAAAGCUAUGCAUGAAUCAUUAUUGUGAAAUAUGUGAAAAAACAUUAUUUAUGAGCGGCGUUCAGAAUGUGGGUGAUCCAAUGAGUAAAUCAAUGUCAUAGUACCUCGCCAUGGCAACCGAUGGUACCAUCUUCACCCAAACCAAACCCCCACCCUCUGUGGCAGCAAAUCCACUUAGGCAGAAGCGCAUGGGACCUGCCCCUUUUGCGUCUUUUGAGGAUCUCUCUGACGAGUUAGAAAGUCCGGAUGAUAGCACAUCAGCAUCUGUGGUUAGGCUUCCUGGAAUACACGAAGACGUAACUCCAAGUACUCCAGGUUACGUCAUGAGUAGUCACACCCCCGAACUGGUCUAUACUGGGAUCAGCCUUGUGGGGCAGGUCAGGACGCCAGUAAAUCCAUCGACGUCGUUUCUGGAUAGUAUAGCGGCUCCUGCGUCAGGAUCUAAGCUGCAAGCUCCCACCACUCCUAGGAUAGAUAUUUCUAGGGCCAGUAGUUCCUCACACCACGAUAGCAAAGAUAGUUCACCAGAAAGAGAGAUCAUUGUGGAAAAUGCGGAAAACGCUAAAGAUCAAGGCACGACAAAACUGGGUGUUGGUUUUCGAGAGGAUGGAACCUUAGAUCUCAGAUCAUCCACAGAAGAGCUGGACUACCAGGAUCAGAAAGAACAAGAGAAGAAGAAGAACAGAUCUCGACCUCAAUCGCCAUCAUAUCUAUACGACGAUUCAUAUCAAAAUCACAUAAGAAAAGAUUCUCAGUGUUCAGAAAUAAGCCUACUAGCAAUAUCCGGCCGAACCUCGAGACUUUCGAGUAUAGGAAGCGUUGGAUCUGCCCAGAGUCGAAUUUCCAAUUGUAGUCAUCUCUCAGUUCAAUCUGGUGGAACAGAUUUAUCGAGGUCGCCAUCCCCUCAUAAAAUGCUGCUUGAAACUUCCUUCUGUGGUACCAAGUCGCCACAAUCGAUGUCAUCUGUAACCAUAGAUAAAUUAGGGACCAAAGAUUCGGACGAUUUCGAGAAAGUCUUGUUAUCCAGAAAGCACGACCCUACAGAAGCAAUAUUAGCUGAAGGAAUACACGUGAAGAGGGAAAGAUCAGCUUCGAUGAAAGAGGCACCUCAAAAACCAGCUAGGCGCAUAGAAAAACGGGUACAAAGUGUCAAAAGUGAUAUUAAAAUCAAGGUAGACACUCCAUCGACAACUGAAGCUAACAUAACACCAAGACCCACGAAAAAAAUUAUUUCGGAGAGUGGGGUGGAGUAUAUUUUCAUCCCGUUGAAGGGACCGCUACCUUUGGAUUUCGAUGAAGAGGAGAAAGAGCCUACAACAACAAGAAGAACAACUCCAAGGGUUGUCGGUACGAAACCCAAAACGAAAACCAAUGCAACGACUUCUAAAUCCACAUCUCAGUCAAAACAGAAAGAUAUCUCUAAAACAAACGAAACACCUCCUAGACCCAAAGAAACCAUUCAGACUGUACCUUCAAAAAACGAUGAACCCAAGUAUAUUCGGAUUAAGUUAAAACCAGAUCAUCUCUAUGACGAUGACGACGAUUCGGGAACCACUACAUCUCGAGAUACUCAACCUGAAAAAAUCGACUUAGAUGAGAUAAAAACUGAUGACUCGACUGGUACUUAUGACACUGGUAAAAGCUUGACUAGUACACCUAGCGUUAGCCCAAAAUUACCUAGACAUUGCAUUGUGAGGGAGUAUAAUUUAGAAAGCAAGACACCUUCACCAUCUCUGUCUAGGAAGAGCUCAUUCGCCUCUAUAUUUCGGAGCAAAGAAGCAAUAACUAGUCCAGAAUCUCCUACCGUGCCUGGAAAAAGAAAAAACAUGAUAACUGGAAUCCUAAAGGAAGCUAGUGAAUCACUGAAAGACAAAAACAGGAACAGAUCCAGAUCGAAGAGCAAAGAUAGAGACCGACCUUUAGCUGUGUCCAACACCCUAUCUUCAUCUGAAUCCAUAGACAGUAGGGGAAAGAGCAAAGGACUUUUUUCUAUAUUCCGGAGUUCGAAGGGUGACGUCAGAAAAAUGGAAAACGAACCGGAUGUGCUACCUGAAAAACUGACCAAGGUCGAAUUCAACUUCAACAACUGUCAAAAAAAGCCUGAUAAGUUGAAUUUAGAUAAGCCUCUAGAAGCUAAAAGUAUUAGAAUACCUCUACAUUCACCCAUACAUUACGAAAUCGAAAACCAUAGACUUUUGAAGGAUGUACAAACUCCAAGUCAGGAAUCACAAGAUACUGUCAUCGAAGUUCUACCACCGAAAAAAGAAGAAGCCAAUUCCAGUCAGAACGCUGAUACCACCAAUAAAAAAACUAGCGAGAUUCAGAGUAGACAAAGUAGUACGAGUAGUGAUAAUGUUGUUUUUUCUACUAUAGUAGGUAGUAAUAAUGAAAUCUUCACAACCAAAUUACCGAAAGAUAAAAGAAAAGACUUUUCGCUGACGAAAAGCGGUAAGUCAUCGACAGAUGUGAAGUUGGAAACAACCUUAGAAGUACAUCAAUAUUGCGAAGAAAAUUCAGAAGAAGAUAAACCUAAAGUUGAGGCAGUAGCAACUAAAACACACAAAGAACCGGAAAUAAAGAGAACUAUAAGCUCAACAAGUUUACAAAAAACCUUGGAGUCACAAAUAGCAAUGAGUUCAAAGGUUUCAAAAACUAAAAAACCCAAAUCGGAGAAAUCUCUACCAAGCAACCAUAUGGGCGAUGACGAGAAAAACGAAUCUUCAGAAUCGGAGAAAGAUUCUGAAUCUAGCAGUGUUGUGGCAAGGAUAUCCAAGCCAAAAAACGAAAUGGAAGUUACGAACCUCUUGGAACCGGAAGCCAAGAGUUUGGUUGUGCAGGAUUCUUUCGAGGAUGAAUUACCUUACAUUCCCACCACUUUACCUCAAGAGCGAUCGGCUGCUCUGCCAAUUGUGCCAAUAAAACAGAGAAAUACUUAUGAGAUGAAGACGUGCCCUAUAGAUAGGCCUAGAUCGACAACACCGAUAAAUCCAAACUCUCUGGAAGAAUACUGUGAGGAUUUAGUGUGCAAUUCGAACCAAGAAAAAAAUGCGAAAUCCAUUGAAAAACUGAAGAUAUCCUUACCAAGGCUAGAUUCAUCCGACAAAGCUUCAAAAUCGCCCAAAAAACCUGUGAACACCAACUGGUUCGAUUUUGCUGAAAAAUGCCAUACCGGAAGAAAGUCUUCAGGAGAGGCAGAGACUCCUCCUCCAUUACCGCCAAAAGGGGUUCAGAGGGAAUGGAUUAACUUCGAAGAAGUGCCCGAAAGGAAGAAAUUAGCUAAAAGGAUUCAAACGAUCCCUUCAAGAGGUCAUAUUGAUGUUCCUGAUACGGUCCUGCAAGACCAUGUAGUUUACAACUAUGUGAAUCCUGAUGAAUGCAAGUGCGAAUGUCACGAGAAGAAAGAAAGGAAAAAGGAAGCCGAUCUGAAGAUGGUGCAAGAGGAUGAGAUACCUCUUCUUGAAAAUGAACCAGAAGAGCAGAAAGUCGUUUCUGCUCCUUUAGAUAAAUUGAAGAUAUCAGAAAGAGUCAGUUUGUUAAGUGAUUCGUCAGUAGAUCUGAGUGUUGCUAUUGACCAUCAUGAGAGCUUGCCUGCAAAUGGUUCUCUUCAGAAACCUUUCAAAAUUGAUUUGGAUGUAUCAAGUAAUAGAUCUAGUAUUGUAUCUUUGGAUGAGUCUCGUUCCCCUUAUUCUGUAUCGCCAAAUGCCUUCUCCAAACCUUCGUAACUUAGCUGUUUGAUAUUUUUUAUAUUGAGAAUUUUGUUAUAAUGUUUCAUCUAGACACUGAAGCAAUAUCUACUUUUAAUCUAUUUUUACGAGGAAUUGAAAAUAGAUACGUGGUCUUCGCAAUAACAUCUCUGUACAUAUUUGAUUCUUCAGUUCGAACAUUUCAUUGCACUAUUUCUUAUCGAUUUAUAGUAGAGGCCGGUCCAACAUGAACAUAAAUGUUCAAGGUGAUAACAGAUAUCGAUGUUUUCAUUGAGUCACCCAGUAUAUUCCUCGUAAUUUUGAAAUCUAAGAUCAAUGUGA
This is a messenger RNA of Harmonia axyridis, 4194 nucleotides long. RefSeq lists its product as uncharacterized. The transcript is spliced from 6 exons. The record is from RefSeq and is a predicted model, not a curated record. NCBI's taxonomy places the organism in Eukaryota, Metazoa, Arthropoda, Insecta, Coleoptera, Coccinellidae. The coding region runs from base 280 to 3891 and encodes 1203 amino acids.